AUGGAAUCUGCAAGGAUCGAACCUAAAGACUUCUCGCCCCAAAUUAUAAACGGUGAAGACUUGGUUAAAUAUAUUCCUGGUUUAUAUCGUUUAUUAGACUUACACAAAGAUGAUGAUUCGAAUGGAUUAUCUAAAAAAACUAUGCGAAAGUCAAUUUCUGAGAUCAAUUAUACAAAAUUGAACUCAAUUUCUGUUCGCCUUAUUGGAUGUUACGGAAAUCGCCAUUUAAUUGCAAAACUCUUGUUGAAUUUAGAGAUUAUUAAUCAACAAAUUUAUGAAUUGCUUAUAGUCUCGCAUACUUCUUUCGACUACUCAAAUAAACCUUUUUUACGUCCUGGUAUUUACUUAUUGGUUGUGAAUCCAGACUUUAGUUUAGUUAUUCAUUGGCCCGAAGUAGGAUGUUACGAGGAAAAUUCUCCUUCACAAUGUAAAAAGAAUAUGACUAACCUACAUAGAUAUUUGACAAAGGUUACCGAGCAUCAGCUUUGCCAUAUGAGUGAUGAAGACUUAGAAAGUUUCGAUUGGAAUUUAUACAAUACCGAUGUUGAUUCAGACGACGAUAAAAGGGUGGAUUUAUUCGAUAAUAUAAAAACCGAAAUACAAAAUACUCAAGAAGAUGGUGUACCCUUGCAUCCUAUUGUUAUUGAAUCUGCUACAAAUAAAUCGUUUGCUACUCGUAAAUUAACAAAGAAGACUUCAUGUAUGCGAGAAUUAAUUAUAGCAAUUAAUGAAUGGGAAUUUUCACAAAAGCUUCAGUCUAGUUUAAAAGAACGACGAUUAUAUAUUGAUCGUAGAACAAUGGACAUGAAAUCAUUAGAAAUCUUGAUUAUACAUGGUCUAAAAAUGGAGGAUGAACUUUUGGGAUUAUUUCGUAGAAAACAAGAAUCAUGA
This is a messenger RNA of Funneliformis caledonium, 891 nucleotides long. Lineage: Eukaryota; Fungi; Glomeromycota; Glomeromycetes; Glomerales; Glomeraceae. The record is from the annotation of a GenBank genome assembly.